Molecule: messenger RNA, 1254 nt
Organism: Betta splendens (Siamese fighting fish)
Lineage: Eukaryota; Metazoa; Chordata; Actinopteri; Anabantiformes; Osphronemidae
Product: stomatin-like
Exons: 7
Coding region: 85-930 (281 amino acids)
Cellular component (GO): plasma membrane
Source: RefSeq, a predicted model, not a curated record
AAAAGGCUGAGUGCCCUCCUCCUGGGUAAGUGCACGUACAGUAACCAUGCUCUCAACACACUUCCCCUCGUAUCUGUUUACUACAUGGACGACCAAAUGGAGAGUCAGAGGAGACGAGGAACUAGCAAAGAAGACUUAAUAUCUGAACGCACAGGGUCUUUGGGAUGCUGUGGCUGGGUCAUUGUUAUACUCUCUGGCUUGUUCACAAUUUGCCUUUUCCCCUUCACAAUUUGGUUUUGUCUGAAGAUUAUCCAAGAGUAUGAGCGUGCUGUUAUCUUCAGGCUGGGCCGCAUCACAGACAGGAAAGCAAAAGGACCAGGUAUUUUCUUCAUUUUGCCAUGCACUGACUCCUUUGUGAAAGUGGACCUCAGAACAGUUUCAUUCAACAUCCCACCACAAGAGAUCCUGACAAAGGACUCAGUCACAGUCUCUGUAGAUGGAGUGGUGUACUUCCGGGUCAAUGAUCCCAUCGCUUCUGUAGCCAGUGUUUCUAACGCUGACUUUGCCACACGCUUGCUGGCACAAACUACACUCAGAAAUGUCCUGGGGACCAAGAACCUGGCUGAGGUCCUGUCAGACCGCGAGGGCAUCGCACACAGCAUGCAGGCUAACCUGGAUGAAGCCACAGACAACUGGGGCAUCAAAGUGGAGCGUGUGGAAAUAAAAGAUGUGAAGCUGCCAGUUCAGCUGCAGCGAGCCAUGGCUGCCGAAGCUGAGGCUGCACGGGAAGCCAGAGCCAAGGUGAUUGCAGCAGAAGGUGAGAUGAAUGCCUCUCGUGCCCUGAAGGAGGCGUCUCUGGUGAUAGCGGAGUCUCCCUCAGCCCUGCAGCUUCGCUACCUGCAGACUCUAAGCACUAUUGCAGGCGAGAAGAACUCCACCAUCAUUUUCCCCCUGCCCAUGGAUGUCAUGUCUCACUUUAUGCGAAAGUGAGCUGCUGGCUUUUACAAUUAUCAGCAUCUCUGCUUAUACGUGAUGGAAAAAUAUUUCAUUGUAGAACAAACCGUGAGAAUGCAACAUUUGUUCAGCGCUGUGAGGAAAACUAUCUAAAUCUAAUCUAAUCUAAUCUAAUCUAAAUAUUAACAUAUCAUUCUUAGUUAUGCAUUAAAAACAUGCUAAUCUCCAAUAUAUUGUAUACUAUAUACUACAAUAUGGAUUGAAAUGAAUAAACAGACAGUUUUUCUGCCACUUUUCCAAAAUAUGUACCAUAUAGAUGUUGUCAAAAUAUCAAUUAAUAAAGUAUUUUUUCAUGCUCUA